Messenger RNA from Penicillium diatomitis, 1359 nucleotides. RefSeq names its product Paf1-complex subunit LEO1. The transcript has 3 exons. Gene Ontology annotation, molecular function: RNA polymerase II C-terminal domain phosphoserine binding. The record is from RefSeq and is a predicted model, not a curated record. Gene Ontology annotation, biological process: positive regulation of transcription elongation by RNA polymerase II; transcription elongation by RNA polymerase II. Bases 1 to 1359 code for a protein of 452 amino acids. Gene Ontology annotation, cellular component: nucleus; Cdc73/Paf1 complex. NCBI's taxonomy places the organism in Eukaryota, Fungi, Ascomycota, Eurotiomycetes, Eurotiales, Aspergillaceae.
AUGUCCUCAUCAGAUGAGGAAGCGGUCCGACGCCCCGGACGAAAUGCUGUGAACCAAAGCCCUGAUAUGAGUGAUGCUGGCAAUGACUCCGGUGCCGAAAAUACUGGUCUUGGCGCCGUCGAUGCGCUGGACGAUGAUGCUGAUCUCUUUGGAUCGGACGGUUCAGAUGGCGGGUUUGGUGAUACUGACCAACCUCAUCGCAAUCUGGAUGAUGAGCAGCUGGACUCUGGAGAUGACGAGGGUCGGUACGACCGACACCAUAAGACGGAUGGGGCAUUUGAUGAAGAGCCUCGCAGCCUCACAAUUGCUGAGAUGACCAUUGCUCGCGCCCCAGUACCAGCUACGAGUGGCCCGGAGGUCUACACGAUGCGCGUGCCUGAUUUCCUAUCCAUUGAAUCGGAGGAAUUCAAUCCAGAGACAUACAUUGCGCCCGCCUACUCCACCGCAUCCACUUCGCUGUGUUGGCGUCGAGACCCGGAAGACGAGAAUAAACUCCAAUCGAAUGCUCGCAUUAUCCAGUGGGAGGAUGGGUCUAUCACACUUCAGCUCGCCUCCAACCCCACGGAACAAUACCAUGUGUCAUCAAAACCUCUUGCGCCUCUUUCCAAAUCUGGCGAAUACAACACCAAGCUGGACUCGCACGUCUAUCUCGGCGCUGGUCUUGAACAAGCUGAGCUUUUCCGUCUCACAUCACAUGUUACGCAUGGGUUGACCGUGCUGCCAACGGCUUUGGAGUCAGACGAAGCAGUUCAAAGACUACAGGAGUCUUUGGCUGCAGCCACGCGCGCUGGCAAGACGAAUACCGACGGGGGCCUGGGUCUGGUAGCCAUCAAUCUCGCAGAGGAUCCUGAGCUCGCGGCCCGCAAGGCAGAGCAGAUGGAGAAGGAAGCAACGCGAGCAGAGCGACGCCGGCAGCAACUGGCCGACCGCGAGGCUGACCGAUCUCGACGCGUGGCUGCACCUCGCACAAUGGGCAAUGGUCUCAGUGUCGGUGGAUUGGAAGAUGAUGGUUCACGUCCGGCCCGUCCUCGCGCCAAGCCGCGUCGCACAAACCGUCGCGGUGAGAUCAUGACGGAUGAAGAAGAAGACUACGGUCGUGGCCUCGGUCGUACACGCGAGGACGAAUACGACGAAGAUGACGGGUUCCUGGUGGGAAGCGACGAGGAAAUCGAGGAGGAAGGCGACGAUGAUGACGAGGAGGAGCUGGAGGAUGAAGACAUGGAUGCCGAGGGUGAAGACGACGAUGAAGUUGCGCCCUCGAAGCCUGCCAAGAAACCCGAGGUCGCCCGGGACGGAACGCCUCCAGCCCGAAAGAAGAAUCGUUACGUGGUCGACGAUGAUGAUGAGGAAGACGAGUAA